Molecule: messenger RNA, 7456 nt
Organism: Paramormyrops kingsleyae
Lineage: Eukaryota; Metazoa; Chordata; Actinopteri; Osteoglossiformes; Mormyridae
Gene: specc1la
Product: sperm antigen with calponin homology and coiled-coil domains 1-like a
Molecular function (GO): protein binding
Source: RefSeq, a predicted model, not a curated record
ACAGGCUUGCCAGUGUGCAGUUUCACAUUCAAUUUUAUUUGUCAAGGUGUUUUGAUUAAUUUUAUCCAUAGCCAAACAAGUAUUUUAUGUUCGUACUCAUACACCGACCGUUCGUUUUCGUGUAAAAAAAAUACAUAUCAAGAGAUGCACAGUAAUCAUUACACGUAAAAUUAAAAUGGAAGCUUUUGCUAACUGGUACGUUCGGUUAAAUCAUUUUAAAGUAUUUACCAUUUUACAAGUACGAAAAACCAUUAUUACGAAACGGGUAUAAUUUAUACGCGUCUAGCUGGGGGGAAAACCAGCGUGAAUCAGCAAUGUACUGCUUUGUUAACCUUUUACGCGAAACCCGGUGAACAACACCCUACCCCCCCCCGGGACAGCAGGGUCCGCACUCCACGCCGGCAUGGCGCCCCCUAACGGCCUCCUGUGUUCGGCCAGAAGAUAUCCCAGAGUUCCCAGCGGUCCAUUGAACUGGAAAAAAGGAAGGGCUACGAGCGCAGAUGCAAGAGUACUAGAUUCUGAGUUGCUGUGUUCCAUUUAAAGUAUUUUUUUAGUGAGGAGUCCCAGCAUUCACUGGGGUUUCUUCCAAAUAACACUGCUGCACCGACAUUUCUCAUGAAGACGACAGCCAGUUUUCAGUCAGAGAUUAGGAAGACUGCGCCUGCUCUCCAUGGAUACUUGAUUUGCGCAGAUAGAGGAGCGCUCUCUUGGUGGGAUAGCCAAUCUACUUGCUAUAUAUCUACGUCGGGCUGCUAAAAAAAAAAAAAAAAAUCGGUACUCGCCACCCUGACAACCGGAUCAAUCCCGGAGUCCGGCGGCGGAUGCUGGCUCUCGGGAUAACCGUACCGAUACGCCGCGUCCCGGCCUCCCGGAGCCGCCCGUGAAGCUCCCAGCCGGCGAGGUGGCGGACGGACUGCGUACGUUUAUGGGACGAGUGGAAGAAGCCGAGGUGAGGGUGGGAGCAGCGCCCGUAACCCGUCCCGCGAGCGGAGCCGUCUCCUCAUUCUCGGAGCUCGCGCUGACUGUCGCUAGGCACUCGCGACGGCUCGGGACGAUCCAGCCGUAAAUGAGUGUGGUGCCGAGAGCCCAGCAUGAAGAAAGCAAGCAGGCCAGCCUCCACUAAAGCCCAGAGUGGAGAGCGGGGCAAGGCUGAAGGGGGAUCGGCAGGCACAACAGGGAAGGCUGCUGCCAAGACGUCUGGCGUAGCGCCGUUAUCCAAGACUAAAAGCAAUGAUGACCUCCUAGCUACAAUGACAGGGGCAGCUCCAGUCAACAACAGCACCGUCACCAAGGGCAAGAAGGGCAGCUCCAUCCACCCGUCCUCCACAGCAACUAGCUCUGGGAACCCCGAGGGCAAGCCGAAGACAAACUCUGGCUCUUCCACCAAACGUGGCACCUCUGUGACCUCCAAGGACCCCAGCUCAUCCCGGGACCGACUGCGGAACUCCAGGACCUCUGGCGGUCGAAAGCUUUCAACGACGACAGCAACUGCAGCAGGGCCCACCGACGCAGUACAGGCAAAGCGUUCCCGCAGCCGCACCCUGGCAGAAACUGAGUCCCGCAUGAGCAAGUCCAAAUCAGACAGCCAGAUUGGGGAUAAGGCAGCGCUGGAGGCCAGGGUAAAGGACCUUCUGGGUCUGGCCAAGAGCAAGGACGUGGAAAUCCUGCAGUUGCGCAAUGAGCUCCGGGGCAUGCGAGCGCAGCUGGGCCUGGGGGACGAGCCUGCAGAUGAACGGGCUGACGAUGAGGACAGGCCGCAGGGCAGGGAAGCAUCUGCCAUCACAGCUGCUGAUGUGGAGUCCACCCUCCUUUUGCUCCAGGACCAAAAUCACAGUAUCCGUGAUGAACUGAACCUGCUGAAGAAUGAGAACCGAAUGCUGAAGGACCGGCUUAACGCUCUGGGCUUCUCCCUGGAGCAGCGACUGGACGGGCCGGACAAACUCUUUGGCUACCAGUCUGCAAGUCCUGAGCCAGUGACGGACGGUGGUCACAGUGACCGCGGUGGUGCCCUAGCCUCAUCCGUGGAGGGCUCGGCCCCUGGCUCCAUGGAGGACCUGCUGGUGGAGCACCAGCGCAGCAGCUCCGUGGACAACCUAGACAGUGAAUCCAGUGAGGUUUACCAGCCUGUCACUUCCAGCGACGACGCACUGGAUGCUCCCUCUGGCGCCUCUUCCUCUUCCUCCGAGUCAGAGGGUGCACCAAGCCGCGAGCGGUCACGGAAGGGCAGCAGCGGCAACACGAGCGAGGUGUCGGUGGCCUGCUUGACGGAACGCAUCCACCAGAUGGAGGAAAACCAGCACAGCACAGCCGAGGAGCUCCAGGCAACCCUCCAGGAGCUGGCCGACCUGCAGCAGAUCACGCAGGAGCUUAACGGCGAGAACGAGCGGCUGGGUGAGGAGAAGGUCAUCCUCAUGGACUCUCUGUGCCAGCAGAGUGACAAGCUGGAGCAUCGGGGUCGGCAAAUCGAGUACCUGCGCUCGCUGCUAGAAGAGCAUCAUGUGGCCUACUCCAUGGACGAGGAUGUCAAGAGCGGCCGUUACAUGGAGCUGGAGCAACGCUACGUGGAGCUGGCAGAGAGUGCCCGUUUUGAGCGUGAGCAGCUGCUGGGUGUGCAGCAGCAUCUCAGCAACGCGCUGAAGAUGGCUGAGCAGGACAACAAGGAAGCCCAGGAGAUCAUCGGCGCACUCAAAGAACGUAACCACCACAUGGAGCGCGCCGUCGAGUCCGAACGGCAGGAGCGGGCAGCUGCCGUGGCUGCGCUUGAGGAGUGCAAGGCUACAGCGGCCAGCGACCAAGCCGAGCUUAACCGUUGCCGGGUACAGUUGGAGCAGGAGCGCCAGAAGGUGGCUGAGCUCUACUCCAUUCACAACUCUGGUGAUAAGACCGACAUCCGGGAAUUACUGGAGAGCGUGCGCCUCGACAAGGAACAGGCUGAAGGCGAGGCCACCAGGCUGAGGGAGGAUCUGGGCCACACCCGCAACGAGGUCGCCCGACUCCAAGACACCCUCAGCAAGUUGGACGAAGAAUACCGGGAUUUCAGGGAUGAGCUUCAAAAACAGUUGGCAGAACAGAAACGAGCCCUGGACAAGCAGCGUGAGGAGCUGGAGGAGAAGGACACAGAGAUUGGGGACAUGAAGGAGACCAUCUUCGAGCUGGAGGACGAGGUGGAGCAGCACCGGGCGGUCAAGCUGCACGACAACCUCAUCAUCUCUGACUUGGAAAACUCUGUAAAGAAGCUGCAAGACCAGAAACAUGACAUGGAGAGAGAGAUAAAGAUUCUGCACCGGAGGCUGCGGGAGGAGUCUGCGGAAUGGCGCCAGUUCCAGGCCGACCUGCAGACUGCUGUGGUCAUCGCCAACGACAUCAAGUCGGAGGCCCAGGAGGAGAUCGGCGACCUGCGUCGGCGUCUGCAGGAGGCCCAGGAGAAGAACGAGAAGCUGAGCAAAGAGCUGGAGGAGCUGAAGAACCGCAAGCAAGACGAGGAGCGGGGCCGUGUGUAUAACUACAUGAAUGCAGUGGAGAGGGACCUGGCGGCUCUGCGUCAGGGCAUGGGCCUGAGCCGGCGCUCCUCCACCUCCUCUGAGCCGUCACCCACCGUCAAGACCCUCAUCAAGUCGUUCGACAGCGCCUCACAAGGUCCAGUCCCCACCACGUCGCCCCCUCCUGCUGCAGCCGCUGCUACCACCACACUUCCCCGGACUCCCCUGAGCCCUAGUCUGCUAAAAACUCCCCCUGCGGCCGCUGUCUCACCUAUACAGAGACACACCAUGAGCGGGUCCAUCUCCACUCCGAAGCCCCUCCCCUCCCUUGGCGACAAGAGGCCCGCCUAUGCGGAGAUCAGCGUGCCAGCAGAACACCUCCUCCGUGGCCCUCCAGGCAGUCGUCCUGGGUCUGCCCUGCAGAGGGUCUCCAAUAUGGACUCCACCAAGGCCAUAUCAGUGUCCCGUCGGAGCAGCGAGGAGGUGAAGAGGGACAUCUCGGCCCCAGAGUCGGCAGCUGCCGCUUCACUGAUGGCCAUGGGCGGGACCCCCAGCCAGCUUUCCUUGGCCUCGUCAUCACCCACCGCUUCGGUGACCCCCACUACACGCAGCCGUCUCCGGGAGGAACGCAAGGACCCUCUGUCGGCGCUGGCACGGGAAUAUGGCGGCUCGAAGAGGAACGCUCUACUCAAAUGGUGCCAGAAGAAGACUGAAGGAUAUCAGAACAUUGACAUCACCAACUUCAGCAGCAGCUGGAAUGACGGUCUGGCUUUCUGUGCUAUCCUCCACACCUACCUGCCAGCCCAUAUCCCGUACCAGGAGCUUAACAGCCAAGAUAAGAGGCGAAAUUUCAUGCUGGCUUUUCAGGCAGCGGAAAGCGUGGGGAUCAAGUCCACAUUGGACAUCAACGAGAUGGUGCGCACAGAGCGGCCGGACUGGCAGAGCGUGAUGACCUACGUCACAGCCAUAUAUAAGUACUUUGAGACCUGAUGCAGCGUGGGCCUCACGGCCCACGUGUGAAAGAUGCCGCUGCUCCACACCGUUGCCUCGGAUACUACACCUGUCCUCUCUCCCUCCUGCCAACUGUCUGAAGACUCUCUCUUCUGCACAUUAGCAAGUGCUCUUCCCCCAGCCCACCCCCCCGCCCUUUGUUAGCACACCUCAGAUAAUCAGCGCAUGCUAGAAAGUAGGAUGGUGGACGGUCAUGUUCUUCAGAUUUAACCCCUUUAUGGCAAUUUCCAGUGUCAGUGUUCGCUACAGAGUCAGUUGCCAUGACCGCUAAUCCCAUCACUACCGGGUCCACACAGCCGAACUGCUUUUCAUUGCCGUCUUGUUUUGGGGACCUUGAAUUAAUCAGGGUUUUCCUUUUUUUCCUGUAUGUCAUUUAAUUCCCAAAUGAGACGUUUUCCUUCCCAGCUCUGUUUCUCCUGCCCCCUUCAAUCUGCUGAGGGGAAACGAGGGGCCCAACCUUUGCCAUUGUGGGUUCCUGCUUCGGAGAGCGAACCUGACCUUUGUGCCUUUCCUAGCACCCACUGCUUGCUUAUUUAAACCAUCCGUAGACUAACAGCAAGUGCACAGUUGUGGGUUCAGUAUAAUUUUCAUGGAAAUCGUGUGGAGUUUAAAUCUGAGAAUAUUGGUUUGGGGUGUUCUGGUUGUUUUGAGCUUGUUUGUCUUUCAGCAAUAGGGUAAUAGGGUCCAAGUUUGGCCAACACGGUGCCCGACUGAGCAGAGCCUUGUGGGAUAAGGUCCUCCGAAGAGUAGGCUCAGUGUGCUGUGUGCUGAAAAAGCCUGUGAUUCACGCUCAUGUUCUAUUUAAGUCGUUACACUUUUUGUUUUGCUGGUCUUAAAAAGUUAUUAAAAUGUAUAAUUUUAUAAUUGCAACAGUGGUUUUGGAUAAUUUAAGAUUUAGUCAGAGAUCACUGAGAGACUGAACCAAAUGUUUUGGGGGCUGGAGGAAGCCAGUCGAUCAUAAGCUUUAUGGGCACCCUGUCUCAGGCUGAGGGAGCUGCGUUACUGGUUUUUCGUAUCGUUUGUCUUGUUUUGUCGCUUGGUAGUGUUCUGUCAUGAAACCCUGGUGUGAAGUAUCCUCUGAAGUCAUGGAAAGAGCGAGUGUUUAAUAAGCUAAGUGCCUACUUUAUGGGCAAUACAACAUUCAAACAAUGAGUGUGUGAUGGUUGACCAGUGAGCUUGGCAUUACCAUUGGAAUUGGUAAUCACAGUUUUGUUCUAAAUUACUCACGGAGAGUGUAUGGACCAGUCUAGGCCAUGAGGAUAAUGGCUUUUCUUUAUCUUUCAUGGUCAGAGAUAUGUUACUUGUACUGCACUAUAUCUCAUAUUACAGAAUACAUUUUUAAAUGUAUUUCUCUUCUGUUUUUCAAACAUUAGUUUUCAUCCAUCAUGGCUGUUGAUGGAGACUCUUUGCAGCAUACGAAUGCCUUAUUAAUGGUCUGUCUCAUCUGAACUCAGAUUGCUGAGUUAGAGGUGCGAUCAUGGAGAAUGGGGACACUGCGAUUCAGAUUCUAAGGCUGUGAUUGAAGGGAGUGUGUGUUUGGGUGAGAAUGUUAAGUUGUGAGAGGUCAUUUCAAGGUCAUACAGUUCAGCAGCAAUAUAAACAGUAUUCUAAAUAUGCAUUGCUGAUAUGCACCAUUUUCUGCUGGAUUUAACUGCUUCAUGUGCCAUUUAUUUUAAUUUUCUAAAACCAAAAAAGAAUGAUUUGAAAUAAUCAUUUUGUGUGUUUCAGCUUCUGAGUUCCAGGCUAGGGGAAAUGCCUAACUCCUCACUGUAACUUCCCUUUCAGACACAAAUCUCAAGCAUUAAUGGCCUCUCUGAUUUAAUGUACAGGCUGAUUUCCAUUGGAGUCUUAAUUAGUGCUGAAAGGAUGAUUAGAGUCUUACCCACAUAAUUGAGUCCUUGGCUCACAUCCCACAUUGGCAGUUCAGAUUGGAUGAAAUAUACUACUCAAUAUUAUGGUUUGGCAAUUCAAGUUUUGUGUGUACAUAAAACAUUUAUUAGUUUGAAAAACAAUUGAGCAGUUCCGAUUUUAGCCACUAAUAGAGAUUUUUAAUCUGGCACUGCAAUAUCAGGUCUCAGUCUAUGGGCUUGUGUUGGGGGCCGGCAUUGAGAGUGACAGGCUUCAGGGAAAUUGAGCUGUUACCUUGAGCCCCCCCUGUCAGUCUGGAGCUGCCGCCCUUGUAAAAGCCCCCCCCCCCAGUCCCCCACUGCAUUCGAGGCCCCCCACGUGGGAAAGCUCAUCCCCUACUGCCUUAUGAGCUCCUAGUCGUAAUUAUUUGUGCCUAAAGCGGACGUUUGCGUAAACCUCACGAGACCACAGCUUCCAAGCGGAGCACGGCUUAGUUUUUGAGAAGCACACGUUCACCUCCGACGGCUCUCGGCUCAUCGGGGGAGGAUGUUCUUUUCGGGGACCAUGAAGGUCUUCCAUCAUUCUUAGAGAAUACAUGUUAGUUAUCUGUACAAUUGUGUAUAGUUUCUUAAAGUCUUACGGCUGCUUUUUUAUUUUAUGACAAGCUGCUUAAGUAAUUGGUUGGUGUCGCCUGGCAGUCAGAGCUGACAGGCAGUGGUCAAAUGCUGUUCCCAUGGGAACAGACCCCCGUCUGGACAGUGGAGUGGAAACGUGCUCAGGUUCAUGUCCACAUGUUACUGUGGUUCACACAUUUGAUUCACGUUGUCCUUGACAGACUGUUGUCCGCUGUUCUCGUCUCCACAAACCGAAAUGCCUUCCGAUGACCAUUGUGUGGACGUUCAUGACAUUUGCCGGAGUUUAAGCUGUCCUCUCCAUGGAAGAACUACUUUGUUACCUGGAUCCUAAACCCAUGACCUACGUUUUGGUAAACUCCUGAGUUAACACUAUCUGCAAUGAAAGCAACGUAGGUGAGGAUUCCUAGAAAACAUUGAAAUACUCCUUGUUUAUUUUCACGUGUAUCAUGUUGAAUGUAAUUAAAAUACUUCAAGCUUCUCCUA